UGUGCCAAGGCCUCCAGCUUUCAGAAGGCCUCGCUAGGAGCCGCGUCCCAGAGGAAGAAGGCGAGUGCCAAGGUGGAGCUCACCGAGGAGCAGAGGCAGGAGGUGCGGGAGGCGUUCGACCUGUUUGACACGGACGGCUGCGGGUCCAUCGAUGUCAGGGAGCUAAAGGUAGUCAUGAGAGCACUAGGGUUUGAACCUAAAAAAGAAGAGAUCAAGAAAAUGAUAUCAGAUAUUGAUAAGGAAGGAACAGGAAAAAUCCACUUCAGUGACUUCUUGGUAGUGAUGACACAGAAAAUGGCUGAAAAAGAUUCCAAAGAGGAGAUUCUCAAAGCUUUCAGACUCUUUGAUGAUGAUGAAACUGGCAAAAUCUCUUUCAAAAACCUCAAACGUGUCGCCAAAGAACUGGGAGAAAAUAUUACGGAUGAAGAGCUGCAGGAAAUGAUCGAUGAAGCAGACAGAGAUGGGGACGGAGAAGUGAACGAGCAAGAAUUCUUGCGGAUCAUGAAGAAGACCAGCCUUUACUGAAACAGAAUUUUAUUCAUUUUUGCACAUGUGUUUAUAUGUUUGGUAGGUGCCUCACUUUUUUUACAGUCUUUUAUUUCUUUUGAGACAGCAGAAAAUACAGGUCAAUUUUUUUUUUUUUAAGUGGAUGAUCUUAAACUUGUGUUUGUGAACAGUUACUACCUGCUGACCUGUUUCCGUGUAGCAAUGUUGCUGCUUGUUUG
Messenger RNA from Pterocles gutturalis (yellow-throated sandgrouse), 725 nucleotides. Its product is annotated as centrin-2. Gene Ontology annotation, biological process: mitotic cell cycle; centriole replication; nucleotide-excision repair. Gene Ontology annotation, molecular function: calcium ion binding. The annotation marks the transcript as partial. The transcript has 4 exons. NCBI's taxonomy places the organism in Eukaryota, Metazoa, Chordata, Aves, Pterocliformes, Pteroclidae. Gene Ontology annotation, cellular component: centrosome; centriole. The record is from RefSeq and is a predicted model, not a curated record.